AAAAAAUCAUUUAAAAAUAAUUUAUUGCGUUAUGCCAAAAGUCGUAGAACGAAUGUUGUUACGUAUGAUGUUAGCUAUCUUGUCCUGCGAGGUUGCUGGUGUUUUACCAGUAACCCUGUAUUUCACUAGCUACAGCUUUUUUAUUGAAAGCAUGUAUCCAAUAGACUGAAAAGUUUUAGUUUUAUCACCUUAUCUUUCUACAAUUUCUACCUAUUUUGCCAAUAUGAUAAAUAUGUAGUUGUGUAAGCAUCUAUAGUUGGAUAUUUGAUACAUAUUGCAGCAUCGAGAACUACGAAACAGACCUCAUCCUAGGCACAUACCACAAUGAAUCAUCGGACGAGGCUGAUGAUGAUGAUGACUCCAAUGAUGAGAACAACUGGCGGAAUGAUUAUCCGGAUACAGAAGCAAGUAGCAUCGAUGAAGAUGAUAUGAUUGCGGCUAUGAAGCGGUGUGAUAUAGAUGACCUCUCAAGCGAUGAUGGCGAGGACAAAAUAUACAACGAUCCCCCGGACCUAUUCAAUGAGGACGUCAAAAGAUACGGAGCGGCCUACGCCAAGUAUAAAGCCAGAGUCAUAGCCGAAGAAACAGAAGUCCAAGAUAGCAAAAACCUCGUCCAUUGUUCCAGAAUAAAGGAUUUGGAUGAGGAAUCUAUAGAUGGUUAUAAAGAUGAUAGCGAUAAUGGUUUUUAUUAUGGCCAAGAAGAAGAUACGGAACAAUUUUGUGAACAGUAUAGUGAUGAUGUUUAUAACCCAGAUUGAGUAAUAAAUUGAUUGUUUGUAA
This is a messenger RNA of Colias croceus (clouded yellow), 780 nucleotides long. RefSeq lists its product as uncharacterized. The record is from RefSeq and is a predicted model, not a curated record. Bases 429 to 758 code for a protein of 109 amino acids. NCBI's taxonomy places the organism in Eukaryota, Metazoa, Arthropoda, Insecta, Lepidoptera, Pieridae. The transcript has 2 exons.